Molecule: messenger RNA, 1479 nt
Organism: Paramuricea clavata
Lineage: Eukaryota; Metazoa; Cnidaria; Anthozoa; Malacalcyonacea; Plexauridae
Source: the annotation of a GenBank genome assembly
AUGGCAAACCCGCCGCAGCAACUAAAUCAUCCCAUAACUAUGAGGAAACGCGGCCUCAGUCCAGAAGAAACUAAAGAAAUAGUCUCCUCCAAAGCAGACCAGAUAUUUCAAGUCUUACUUGCAGGACAAGAUGCUCCUAGAAUUACAAACAAAAGAGAAAUUGUUUCCAAAUGCAUAUCUUAUUCCAUAACGCAACAUGGAUACAUGAAUGAGCAACGAUGUUCUCCCGCAGUUUGGCAAGAUCUUGGUAUAAUUCCUGCUCCAACGGCAGCUGAUAAUGGCCGGCGUCCGGGUCCACAAAAAGUUUUAAACGAAAAUCGGGUCGCAGGAUAUCUCGGAACACUUGGAAACACAAAAAGAGAUUCCCAAAUGGAUCUGUUCAAUAUCUUGAGACCAGAUGCAUGGAAUUUACUAAACGAAAACAUUAUUGUAAGAGACGAUGGUUUUCUCGAAAGAGAGGGGCAACAAUUGUCAGCUGUGGAGCUCUGCAACGAACUGGAUAGUGUGACGAGUAAGUUGGUAGACAUUCACACUCAAGAAAAUAUCGUACUAAACCAGCACGAUUAUAACGACGUGAAAACAAUGAUUCAUCACUGCUUAAAAACUACGAUAAGUCGAAUUGCUUUGACGAUAUUAAAUCCCGAUGAUAUUUGCACUCAGAACGGUCACACGAGAUGGAAAACCCAUUUGGAGUUGGUUGCUUCGUUUGCGACGUUGGCGAUCGCCCUGGAUUUUUUCGGUGGUCAAAAUUUCAUUCCGAACAAUAUCGUUCCUCUGCAAUUUUAAUUCUUACAUUCUUUAUAAAGUUUCUGAUGUUGCACGAACGAAAACAUUUACUAAAAGUAAAAUAACUAUAAAUAGGCCAUAUAAACGAACUUAAUAUAUUUCAUGAUAUUAAAAAUGUUUUGAUAGUUGUAAAACAUAGCUAAAAUUUAGAUUCUUUAUUAAAAUGUCUGUUAAUUGUCAUUGCUAUAAGAAAGGAAUACAACUGUGUUUUGGUUGGAAAACAAAUUACAUCGGCAUGUAUUUUACUCAACUCUACAUUGUGUGGACGUGAAAAGUGAACAAUGCAUUCCCUACCUUAACUCGAGCACUCCAGAACCAACAUGCAACCACAGUCGAUUACCAACAGACUUCGCAAGUGAAAUUGAAAACCUGACACAAACCGUUCAGCAACUUCGGAACGAGUCAUACGUCUUGGAAAACAAAUUGGCCUUAAAUGAAAACGAAAAACAAAACUUAACAACCCAGCUAACGUCUUUGCAACAAAAAUACAACGGCAGAUGUAAUACGACUAAUACAGCUGAUGAAAACUCGAAUUCGGAAGACGAUAUUAGAACAUUAAAACAAGAAAAUCAAAUGCUCAGAAAUAAAGUGGAAGCUCUUAAAAGUACGCAGGGAUCGGAAUCUGAAUCCGGCAAAAGUUUGGUAGAUGAUAAGGCACUUGUGUGUCAUAUAUCGAAAGCUACUAAACGAUAG